AUGGCCCCUCCUACUCCCACCUCUAACCCUUUCGCCGCCAUGAGGAACUUUGGUGGUAUGGUGUCGUCUGCUCUUUCCUUCGGCGACAGAUCUCGCCAAGUCUCCUCCCUCGGCCUCGGCACCCUCUCUUUGGGGGAGCCGUCUGGCGAUGUCCCGCCUCCUCGCUCCGCUUCUCCUCCCGCCGGUCCUCCCGCUGGUUCUCCCUCUGCUUCUCCUCCUCCUGGUCCUCGCUCUGCUUCCCCUCCUGCCGACAGUCCUCGCCGCAGGACGCCCGCCUUUCGUCCUGACUUCGAAGGAAAAGGGGGUGAUUAUAGUGAUGAGGAUGAUAGAAUCGUGUCGGAGGGUGAAACCGAGUUAGAGGAACACUCGGAUGAUGAUAUGGUGGCGGUUAGUGUAGAGGACAACAACGUAGAUAGUCCUGAGCCCGGUCCUGCCCCUCCCCCUGCUCAAAUUGUGGGCCAGAAACGACGCCGUUCCCUCUCUUCUUCUUCUUCUUCCUCUUCUUCUUCUUCCUCUUCUUCUUCCUCUUCCGGGGUUCUCCCCCCCCCCAACGCCAUCGCCGCUGCCGCCGCUGCCGCCGCUGCUGCCGCCGGUCCUGCUGCCGCCGUCCCCGUCGCUGCUCCCCCCCCUUCUCCCAGAGGGGAGCCUUCGCCCAAACGGGUGAAGAGAUCACUGCGGGAAGAAGAGUACUUGUGGGAGAAGAUGAAGUCCGAGCCUGGUCGUUGGAUCGCGGUUGGUGUUGACGAAGCGUGUGAUCGUUGCCGGCCCUCCGUUGUGCUUCAUGCACGUCUGGCCCCUGCUCCUUCUGUCCCGUUUCCUCUGCCCGGGACAUCCCGCCCCGUCCCUCCGACUCUUCGCCCUUCCCCCCUCCUCAGACUCCAGCGUCUGUCCCCCGUUCGCGGGUACCUCCUUCGUCUCUCCGGUCGGUUCGCCGUACUUCGCCGGACCUCCGCCCGUCGCCUCCGUCGCCGUCGCCCUUCGCCCUUCGCUCCUGUGGCCGGCCCAUCACGUCUCCCGGCUGUUCCUCCUUCGUCUUCUCGCCGUCCUUCGGUCUCCCGUCCUUCGGCCUCUCGUUCUUCGGCCUCUCGUCCUUCGGCGCCACGUCCGUCCUCUCCAGUGGUAGCUUCUCCCCCGGCUCACAGCACCCGAAGUCGGCGUCCUUCUGUUCCUCCGGCCACUUCGGCGGCCCCUCCCGUCACCCCUCCCUCUGAAGUCUUCUUUAAAGAAAUCAAAAGGGAAAUCUAA
Tremella mesenterica DSM 1558 is the source of this 1245-nucleotide messenger RNA. RefSeq lists its product as uncharacterized. The coding region runs from base 1 to 1245 and encodes 414 amino acids. The record is from RefSeq and is a predicted model, not a curated record. The transcript has 5 exons. Lineage: Eukaryota; Fungi; Basidiomycota; Tremellomycetes; Tremellales; Tremellaceae.